Molecule: messenger RNA, 919 nt
Organism: Brassica rapa (field mustard)
Lineage: Eukaryota; Viridiplantae; Streptophyta; Magnoliopsida; Brassicales; Brassicaceae
Product: probable germin-like protein subfamily 2 member 5
Molecular function (GO): manganese ion binding
Source: RefSeq, a predicted model, not a curated record
UUGGCCUAAAAAUAAACCUCUAAAGCCUCUCAAUGUUUUUAUAAGAACAUCCAUUUUUAAAGCUUCUCCAUUCAUUGAUUCAUUCUUUAAUUAUAAAUCCAUCAAGAACAAACUCUUUUCAGAAGAUAAAACAAUAACAACAAUGGCGUCUACAGCGACCCAUCUUGUUGUUGUUGUCACCAUGUUGGUCUCAGCCAUGGCCGUAGCAGAAUCCAACAUGCUUCAAGAUUUUUGUGUUGCUGAUUUGUCCAAUGCGGUCAAGGUCAACGGAUACACAUGCAAGGACUCAACACAAGUAACACCUGAAGACUUCUACUUCCAAGGCUUAGCCACAGCCAAAGCAGCUGCAAACUCCUCCACUGGAGCCAUUGUAACCGGCGCCACAGUGGAGAAGCUGCCAGGACUCAACACUCUCGGCCUCUCCAUGUCUCGCAUAGACUACGCACCAAACGGUCUAAACCCACCUCACGUUCACCCGCGUGCCUCUGAGGUCAUCUUCGUCCUAGAGGGUCAGCUCUACGUGGGGUUCGUAACAACCGCAGGGAAACUAGUAGCUAAAUACAUUAACAAAGGAGAAGUGUUCGUUUUCCCCAAAGGGCUUCUCCAUUUCCAGAAGAACAUUGCUGGAUCAGCUCCAGCUUCUGUACUAGCAGCUUUUGAUAGCCAGUUGCCUGGAACACAGUCGCUUGUGGCGUCUCUCUUUGGAGCUCUUCCUGACAACAUUCUCGUUGAGUCAUUCAAGAUCAAACCCAAACAGGUUAAGACAAUCAAGUCAAGAUACCAACCAAAGAAAUGAGAAGAGAGAAUAAACAUAAUCUUUGUCUUCCUUUUUUGAGCUCUCUAAUUGUAAAACAUUAAGCAAAGAAGAUAAAGAUAAAGUUUGGAACAUUUUAAUCAAUGAAAAGAGUUUGUUCUUGUU